AUGGAUGAUCAAUCUAUUCUUGAAGCGGCUGAUUCACUGAAAACAAAAAUCAAUGGGCAGAAGCUUGACUUAUCUGAUUUAAGCGGACGAAUGUUGAUGACCUCAGGCAGUACUUAUGUUUAUGCCGAAGGAAGUUCAAAUACAUUUUCUCUGGUGAUCCUGGUUGUGCUCUGUGUAACACUAUUGGUGAUGAUUUUGCUUGUCAUAACAAUAGUUUAUUUAGCAAGAAAAAUGGUUUAUAUUCGACGUACCAUUGCAAAAAACAGAAACCAGGCUUAUCGUAAGAUGGAUUUCGGUCGAGAUUCCUCUCAAUCGCUUGGAAAGUACUCUUAUGACAGUGGAGUAUGGCUUGGUCCUGGUCCAGAACCAACUUUCACAGUACCCGAUGCACCAUAUUACCGACCACCAACUGUCGACCAAAUUGCUUCGACUCCUCGGCCAGUAACAGCAGUGCGUACCCGCUUAAAGCGAAAUUGGAAUGUAGAUGCUGAUCGCGCUUUAAGUACCAUACCUGAUGAUUUUUCCAGACCUUUCAUUCACGGAGAGAGAAUUUCGUUGCAUUGAAAUAUUUUUCUUCGUCACACCUAUUUUCGAACCUUCAUUGGAUCAAUAAAUGUUUCGUAAUGUGCUUCUUAUGUCUAAUUUUGACGUGAGUUUAAGCACUAAAUAGAAAAAUUAAAGAAAUGUUAUCGUGAUUGCUUUACAGAUUGGAUAAAAAGUAUCUUUUAUGCAUAGUUUAUAAAGCUGGA
Molecule: messenger RNA, 749 nt
Organism: Uloborus diversus
Lineage: Eukaryota; Metazoa; Arthropoda; Arachnida; Araneae; Uloboridae
Product: low affinity immunoglobulin gamma Fc region receptor II-like
Exons: 4
Coding region: 1-564 (187 amino acids)
Source: RefSeq, a predicted model, not a curated record